GCCAUUUUCAAGUUGAAAUAUGUUUCGCCAAAGUCCAUUGUGAUUGGUUGAAAUUGAUUGCAACUUCGCACGCCAUACAAAUCUCGUCACAACUGGAAGUGACGAGUUCAUUGCGAGGUCGAGUCCACGAUUCGUGCGAGGAAGCGUGGGGCGUCCUUUAUGGCAUCGUGAGUGCUGUAGAGGAGUGAAAGGUACUUGGAUGUUGCUCGGCACGUGGCAAUGGCGAAGGCGGUGUGGUCUCGGUCGCCGGUUGGUUUUGGCGAGCCAACUGCGUGGGGUAAUGGCGCUUUAACGUCCCUCGGAAUCUUGAUGGGAAGAUUCAAGGCACUACCUUCUCAUUGUAAGGGGGGACGGACAGAGAUAACACUUGCUUCUGAGUUUGCGACGGGUGGGGCGGCUUUAGCUACCCUGCGUGGCUGCUUGGUGCAAGAGAGCCUUGCAAGGUCGUGAAGGUGGAGGAUUGACCUUCGUGCUCAAAGGGGGUUCACACAGAUAGCAGUCUCUCGGCUUUCGUGCUUGCCACAAAGGAAGAGAGAGGGUCUUGUUGACAGAAGACCUAGUUGCUAUCAUUGCAUUUAUCCAUUUACGUGUCAUUAUCCCCGCGACUCUGCUCUUCGGAGCGCUGUGCCAUUUGUCCCUCGUCGCCUUGUUGCCUAACAAUUAUCCAGUGCCCACCUCACUAGCUUUGUGCUUUCUCACGUGGCAUGAGCUACCUAAAAUCUUUAGUAAUCCGAUCCAGUGCAUUCAUGUUCGUCUACAGAAGUACAUUACGUAGCCGUGGCUACACUUCUUGUUUUUCAUCCAAUCGAAUCAUAUUAACAAUAUCACUCGUCAACAAUGCGGUUCCGCGGGACGUUGGCCAAGGACGCGCUGGCUGUGCUGCUGGACGUGGCACAAUCCUUCGCUCGCCUGGGCUCACAGAGCAGCGCUAAGACUAACUGCGUGUUCACGUUAACCCCCGAAACGCUGUCGAUCGCUCUCAAGAGUGGCGGCGCCGAAGAGCUCCAGAGCUUUGCCCGACUACAGACCGCGCGCCUCUUUCACGACGUCGUGGUCCAGUCCCGAGCCGAGAACCACAUCGGAUUCUUAUGCGAUGUACGCCACUUCCAGCAGGCUCUGACCUCAGGCAAAGAUGCCAGCGCCGUCAUGUUGCGGCUGCUCAAGCGAGACGGCAACAACUAUCUGUGUCUCAGGACUCGCGCUGUAGAUAUCGACAUUGUGCAGAGCAUCCCUAUCGAGGUACUGGCCAUGAGCACUGUGGAGCACUACAGAGAGCCCAGUGUACCGGCCCCACAGAUCGCUAUCGAGAUGCCGCCACUGCGCGCGUUGCGUAGCAUCGUGGACAGACUCAAGGUCAUGCACAAGACAAUGACGGUGGAGGCUAGCAAGACAGGGACGCUCAUUCUUCGCAUCGAUACACACCCACUCACACUACAAACGCUGUUCGCACACUUGCGGUAUCGAGACGAUUUGAUCGAUGAAGAUGAGGAGGACGAGGAGGAAGAAGAAAGACGCAGACAACAACGCUCCUCCAGUGUUACAGUUGAUAGCAAAAUGCUGAGCAAGGCGAUUUUAGUGGAUGGACAGUCAACGGACUCGGUCUUGUGCUGUAUCACUGAAAAUAGGGCCAUGGUGCUGCACUCGAUUCUCGUGGACUCGUUCGGAUCGUUCACUUGCUACAUUCCCGUACUCACACCCGAUCUUUGAUUAAAAUUUACGAAUUAUUUACGCGUUAAAGACAGAGAUUUCGAGUCGCUGGUACUUGCAUUUCUGACUGAACAAGCUAACGUUGGGCAUCAUGUGAUUGUCACGUGGGUUAUUGGCACUUUGGUGAUGACUAUUCUGUGGUAAAUCUCGACAAGCUGAUGGAACUAAGGUUACUAUUACUCAAAAGAUACCUACGUAGUUGGCUACGCCAACAUUUCAGCGAUUGGAACGGAUUCUACGACCAGCAGCGAAGAUAAUAGCCAGCCAUGACGCACACACCACACCGAUGCAUGUAUACGCUGCUGUUGUUCCGAUACCAAGCUGUGCGGAUGCCACAGUCGUUUCAGUUGAGGACGAAGAAGCUGAUGAUGGAGCUAGCGCUUCACUUGCUCCUGCAUCAGUCUGAUCCUCGUGAUCUUGGCUGCUGACAUGGCUAUUGGACGCAGAAUCGGACAAGGAACUGCUAGACGACACUGAGCUCUCGCUUGAGGUAGUAGUCCCACCUGAGGCAGCCGAAGAUUCUGCUUGCUGAACCAAGAACGAUAAAUGGGGCUCCACGAACGAUCCUAGUACCCCUCGAUUGGCUACACUGUCAGUGUACGAUGAAUGCUCCACAUUAUCCUCCACUGUAUCGUCACCGAUCGCGUUCGUGUGAAUUCCAAUGAUAUAUGUAUCCAUAUUUGUGGAUCGGAUCAGCAUAGGCGACCCCGCUGAACGCUCCCCAGACACAUCACAUUCAUGGUGUAGCAUGUAAUCUGGACCGCCAAACUCACUGGGGAAGUGGAUCUUGCAUAGUUGGAAACAUUCACUCGAUUCCUCAUUACACUUGUAGCCAACUAGUUGGACGUUCAUGGGAUCGUCUUCAGCAAAAGUGUUCGCUGUCGGCAGCUUGAGAGCGUUUGAGGCUCCUAGCUCAGUAUCUAACUCAAGCAGCACGUAUGUAUUGUUCGUCCACUUGAUCCAGAAAUCUGACUGCUUGUGUACUCGACUGACUGCUGCAGUUUUCGUCUCUGUGGAUUGAGGUAAAGUAAAGGAGGAGCUCUGCAAGCUUUCGAUCACUUCACCGUCCGAGUCCAGGACACAUUCUGCUGCUGUCAGCACAAUGUUCGAAGCGACUAGCGUAGCUGUACAUGUGACAUCAUUCCACUGUAGCAAUCCUACAGCGCUGUAUGGAUAGGUAGUUGGGUCGGUUACUUGUUGUCGAUCAUCAGUGCCGAAGAUACUAAGCUUGCGUGCUGUUUGUUGGGGAUCAUUAUCGGUAUCACUUUGAAGCGGCAAUUGACGGAGAUGCUUUUGAAUUGUCGAUACGCCUACGUCGUUGUCGCCGUGAACCACGAUACACGAAAGAAUGCACGCCAUUAACCAGAUCGAUACCAUACGCCGAGUCUGCCAUCGUCGUUCGAGCCCAAGACGGAGAAAAGAGCUCAUACUACGACGUGCUGUCGUCGUGGAGGAAACGUGAAUGGAUCAAUCAGCCUCUCGCUAACUCACGAGUCGUUCUUGCCACUUCGCAAAGCAACAAUAGCAUAGCGCGUCGUUUCCGCAAAUAGCAAGAGCGUCUGCUAGUGGCAAGCGUCGGCAAAGUUCGUUGUCAAGUUUUUCUUCCGUAGUUUUCGGUUCUUGAGCGUUCCAACAGCAGUUACAACAACAACACUGGACGAGUGUACAGCCUCAAACUUAACUUCUUUGUCGCAAUAUGCUCUUCAGCCACCUAAAUCACCGACUUCAUCAUCGCAAAGUGAUCCAUAACGAGAAGCCAAACGGCGAAGGUUGCGUGGAUUUAAGUCGCUUUGAGUCCUGUGCAAUAAUUGAGAUAAAAGCGGCAAGAGAUCGAUAAAAGACCAGACAAGUCGCGCAACGUAUUGGGUGCGUCAUGUUAACGUGCUUACCACUCCGCGCACAGUUAGUUGUUUGUAUUGCGAUCAAGAGCAAGUCUUACGUUGCAGACUGCCCCUGGAAUGCGUUCUCUUUGACCUGCUACGUAGAGUUCAUGACGUAAAUUGUUUUCCAUUAAGCGCAUUGGUGGCCAGUUGCAGCCUCCUCUUGAAGUGGUGAAAACGGGGAAUUAGACUGCCAACAACAAGAACCAGCGACAACGCACUUAAAAACCUGUAUCUGUACGCAAUCUCGCUCCUACUUGUGUGCAAACAUGUCUCGGAAAACCGCCUCGUACACCUUGAUACCGUGUAGGAACGUAUCCUUGUGCAG
Phytophthora nicotianae INRA-310 is the source of this 3915-nucleotide messenger RNA. RefSeq lists its product as hypothetical. Gene Ontology annotation, cellular component: site of double-strand break; nucleolus; checkpoint clamp complex. Gene Ontology annotation, biological process: mitotic DNA replication checkpoint signaling; mitotic intra-S DNA damage checkpoint signaling; nucleotide-excision repair. The coding region runs from base 838 to 1707 and encodes 289 amino acids. NCBI's taxonomy places the organism in Eukaryota, Oomycota, Peronosporomycetes, Peronosporales, Peronosporaceae. The transcript has a single exon. The record is from RefSeq and is a predicted model, not a curated record.